Molecule: messenger RNA, 1229 nt
Organism: Passer domesticus (house sparrow)
Lineage: Eukaryota; Metazoa; Chordata; Aves; Passeriformes; Passeridae
Gene: SIX1
Product: SIX homeobox 1
Exons: 2
Coding region: 253-1101 (282 amino acids)
Biological process (GO): regulation of skeletal muscle cell proliferation; skeletal muscle fiber development; regulation of transcription by RNA polymerase II
Cellular component (GO): transcription regulator complex; nucleus
Molecular function (GO): RNA polymerase II cis-regulatory region sequence-specific DNA binding; DNA-binding transcription factor activity, RNA polymerase II-specific
Source: RefSeq, a predicted model, not a curated record
CGGCGGCGGAGCGGGGACAAAGUCCCCCCGGCGGCGCGACGAGCAUCCCCGCUCGCCCCACACACCGCCCUCGGCUGCCGCUGCGCCUCCCCGCUCUGGGGCCGGCACCGGGAUCGGGAUCAGCACCGGGCCCGGGCCCGGCGGGCGCCUACCCCGCGCCCCUCCGCCGCCGCGCUCCCGCGGGGUGCCCGUCGCCUCCUCCUCCUCCUCCUCCUUCUCCUCGUCCUGCUGCGGCCGCCGCCGCGCCCGGCCAUGUCGAUGCUGCCGUCGUUUGGCUUCACGCAGGAGCAGGUCGCCUGCGUCUGCGAGGUGCUGCAGCAAGGGGGGAACCUGGAGAGGCUGGGCCGCUUCCUCUGGUCGCUGCCGGCCUGCGACCACCUGCACAAGAACGAGAGCGUCCUCAAGGCCAAGGCGGUGGUGGCCUUCCACCGCGGCAACUUCCGCGAGCUCUACAAGAUCCUGGAGAGCCACCAGUUCUCGCCGCACAACCACCCCAAGCUGCAGCAGCUCUGGCUGAAGGCGCACUACGUGGAAGCCGAGAAGCUGCGGGGCAGACCCUUGGGCGCCGUCGGCAAGUACCGCGUCCGCCGAAAAUUCCCUUUGCCCCGCACCAUCUGGGACGGCGAGGAAACCAGCUACUGCUUCAAGGAGAAAUCCCGGGGCGUGCUGCGGGAGUGGUACGCCCACAACCCCUACCCGUCCCCCCGGGAGAAGCGGGAGCUGGCGGAAGCCACCGGUCUCACCACCACCCAGGUCAGCAACUGGUUCAAGAACAGAAGGCAACGGGACCGAGCGGCGGAGGCGAAGGAAAGAGAGAACACGGAAAACAACAACGCGGCCACCAACAAACCGAACCAACUCUCGCCUCUGGAUGGGAGCAAACCCCUCAUGUCCAGCUCCGAGGAAGAGUUUUCUCCUCCCCAAAGCCCGGAUCAGAACUCGGUCCUGCUCUUGCAGGGGAACCUCAGCCACGCCAGGAGCUCCGGCUAUUCCCUGAGCGGCUUGGCCGCAUCCCAGACCCCGCACAGCCUCCAGGGCCACCAGCUCCAGGACUCGCUGCUGGGACCCCUCACGUCCAGCCUGGUGGAUCUGGGAUCCUAAAGGCCGCCGGAGGAUCGGGAGAGGAGGUUCUGCUCGGGGACAGAGGCUCUGGGCUGUACAUAGAGGACAGCACCCGGUUUUACAGGGCACCCGCUGAUUGUUAACGGGACUCUCAUCUCUUUUCACAC